GAGGUCUUUACUCUUUAAGCUUGGUCACAGCACUCUACUUACAUAUCAUAAUGUGAUACUUAUUAUGCUGUAUAAUGGUGUUUGGAUUCAAAGGAGAGAUACCAUUUCGGUUUGUGAUAUUUCUAAUAUAUUCAAGCUUGACUUUGUAUAAUCAUUUUGUCAUCGCAGAAUAUUUCCAAAUCCAUAAUGUGAGACUGCCUGAACUACUCGACUGCCCUCAAAAAUACAUGAAAGUAGCAAGGAUAGUUUUUGGCUGAGAUUUGAUUUACCUGAACCUCAGACAAGCCAUAAAGUUGAAGUGGUAUAUCAGAAAAAUUGAAGACAAAAUAUCUGUCUAUAUGCUAAUCGUCAGAGUUAUCACCACUCUCUUCAAUUUUUACUAUUUGUUCAACACUAAAGGAGUCCUGGAUGUGGUCAUUGCGUCGUUGUUCAUCUAUGUCUAUUUCAUCGUCAGCUUCAUAAAAGUAUUCAAAUGUUUAAAGCCAAUUUUGGGAAUAUCAUGGACUGUGCUCCUGCUUCCAGUGACUCUUCCAUUUAUCUUGAUAUGUGGCUCUCUAUUAAAAUGAACUGAGAGAAAUGAUGAUGAAAAUCAGCCCCAAGGAUCUGAUCUUCAUCUCCGCGAAAGCAAUGAUUCAAUAGACCAAGGAAAUUUUGCAGAAGAAAUGAAAGAAAAUGAUUAUAUUGCGCAACUUAGAAGAUCUCUGAACUUGGUACCCCCUGAGAGAGCUCUUUCUGUCAUAGACGAAGAAGAAGAUUUCAAGAAUGUAUUCAAUGAGGAUCCUAUUCCUCGACCUCCAGUAAACGAAUCUGAGCAAGAUAGACUGAGAAGAGUGCUAGAAGCUCCAGUACCAAGACCCCAAGGAAUUUUACCACCUAUAGAUUUAAGAGUUCUUCGAAACAAUCCGUUUCCUGUGCAAGCAGAUCCUCCUGAUGAUCCACGAGGGUUUCAGUUGAGCUUGAGGAACCUUGCGUUUGCCUUCAUGGAUGCUGCAAAUGAGCAAAAGAGAUUUUUAAGACUCGGAACAAUGCUAUCUGUAGAAAUGAUGAUGAAGAACUGGAGAAGGCCUUACGUGCAAGAAGAUCGCCUGACUUCUCCAAAUUGCUGAGUUUGCCUCGAAGAGUUCCAAACCAGAGAGCUGAUCAUGGAGUUACACUGCACUCCAGGACGACAUGGGCACAUUUUUCACCUUGAAUGCAUUGAGAAUUGGUCCAAGAAAGAAAAAACUUGUCCACUGUGAAGGAAAUAACUUUAUUGAUAUUGUAAGACAAGAAUAUCGUGAUGGUAAACUCCUUCGUAAAAGCGAAGAAUUUAAAAAAGUUGAGAAAUUGCAGGAUUCAUUGAACAUUAGUGAGCAUACAAUUGAAGAAGAGAUAUUUCCAAGACAAGGCUUAUUGCCACUAGAUUUUGACGAAUUCAGCUCUGAUAGUGGCCAAACAUCAAUAGUUAGAUCAAGAGAGAACUCCAUAUUCCGCCCAGCAAGAGAAAAUAUAUAGAAACUAAAAAUAAUAAUUCUAUGUGA
Molecule: messenger RNA, 1520 nt
Organism: Moneuplotes crassus
Lineage: Eukaryota; Ciliophora; Spirotrichea; Euplotida; Euplotidae
Source: the annotation of a GenBank genome assembly